Messenger RNA from Caenorhabditis auriculariae, 4489 nucleotides. NCBI's taxonomy places the organism in Eukaryota, Metazoa, Nematoda, Chromadorea, Rhabditida, Rhabditidae. The record is from the annotation of a GenBank genome assembly.
AUGUACAAGCGGACGAUUCUGAUAACAGGCUCCACUGACGGAAUCGGCCGACAAACAGCCCUCGACCUCGCCGCACACCCGGACAACUUCGUCGUCCUUCAUGGCCGAAGCGCCGAAAAGUGCGAGGCGAGUCUGUUAGUUUGAUAUUCAUAUCCUGUUGGUGUUCAAUAUGCACCAGUUAUUAUAAUCGACCCACGAAGUUUCGGCUCAGAAAACACAUGAAAUGAACUUGAGAAGAAUCUGGAAAAAGGAAAGGAACAAAAAAAAAAACAGAAAGUUUGGCCUGGAGGUUAAAAGUCGAUUCCAAAAAGAAAAAAACCGCGAUGUCUUUUUUUUGAAUAUCAAUUUUUUCCCCAGACUGUAGUAAAAGUCUAAUUGUUCCAACGAAGUAUGUUCGAAUUUAUAGGUUUACUCAUAUUUCAACAAUCAAUUGAAAAUCAAUAACCAAAUUUCAGGCUACAAGAGAGUUCAUAACACGAGAAAAUGGUAACAAGACGAACGUCGACUAUGUCGUGGCUGACUUGUCGGUCAUGAAAGAGGUAAAAAAAAGUGGAGAAAUAGAGAAACGAUAGCGUCGUUAUUCUUGCACGGGUCCCGUGGGAUUUUUGUUUUUCUUUCCGUCCUCAAUGAUGUUCCGUUUUCUGUGGUCCGUUGAGAUUCAAAGUCUCAAGGAAAAACGGUCAAACAAAAAAAGAAAAAAAGGAGAAAAAUAAAUAUUUUUUUAAAUUUAAUUUAAAAAAACAUGGAAUAUCGCUGUCCUAGAUACUGAGUACCUGAGGCUUUUUCAUUAUAUGAACUUUUUCUCACAGAAAAUAAGAUGCUCUAAAACAAUUAUUUCUUCAAGAUCAAUGAAUUGAUCACCUAUUAUCCUAAUGAAUUGAAUUUAGGUGGCCUCGAUGGCGCAAGAAGUGGAGCAAAGGUUUCCAGGCCUGAAUAUUUUGUUGUGCAACGCCGGUGUUUUAAAUCCAAGGCGUGUGGAAACGGCCGACGGACUCGAACUCACCUUGCAGGUUAGUCUUCGGAUGGCCUGAACUAUAGAAAGUGCUUUGAACUGUGUUGAUUGAAGAGGAACUUUCGGUUGACGUGCAUGGGCCCUCGAAUUCCGUUGCCAAAUGAUCAUACUUGAUUUGAGCUGGAGUAGUCUCUAAAAUUGUUUUGCUGUUGUAUGUUGUGGUUCUUUUUUUUGAUCGUAUUCUAUCGAAAAUGUUAGGUAAACUACUUCUCGCAUUUCUUACUCUGCAACUUGUUGCUGGAAGCCAUGGUGGCCAAUAACGGGUGCAUCGUCGUCGUCGGUAGCGUCCUGCACACGUGGUGGGUUUUCAAAACGACUGUCGGAAUGCGACUAACCUUUCGUUUUUCGAGUCUACUUAUUCGUUAGACAAAUUUAAUAAGGAGCUGUUUUAAUAUGAUGAGCAGCUGUACAGGGUGGCUCAAAAUUACCCGCACAAGCUAUAAGUGCUAUAUAAAAAAAACUAAAAGUCAGAAAACCAUGGGAAUCAACAAAAAGUUUAUUCAUGAUCAUAACAGCAAUUAUAAACUACUCGUGUUCCAUCCGAUCUCUUCUCUUUCCGAUGACAGCACGAAGACGUCUAGGGUACGCGUCGAUGGUUGCACGCAGGUAAUCUGGCGACAAAGUGUCUCAUUCCUAGACCAGAAUCUUCUUCAGGGCCUCGAUACUCGAGUGGGGUUUGACGUUGACCUUGUUUUGCAAAACCCCAGAAGGAGUAGUCCAAAGGAUUGAGGUCUGGUGAAAACGGUGGCCGUUAGUCCUUCGGGAUGAACGCAGGCAAAUGGGUCUCGGACCACUGUUGCGACAACUUGGCUGCGUGUGCUGGAGCACCGUCUUCUUGGAGCAUCCAGUGACGUCUAUUGAAGUCCUUCUGAGUCCAGGGGAGAAGUGUCUUCUUCAAAAUCUCCGAAAUGUAGACUUCCUUGUUGAUUUUUACUUCUUGAUCGACAAAUACCAAUGGUGUUUUGCCAUCAGCAGACACUGCUCCGAAAACCAUCACACUAGCGGGGUGAGAGGCUUGAUGAAUGGUCCAUCCGUUGCCAAAAGCUUCAUCAGACGUCUUAGCAAGUACUCGAUGAUUUUGAGGGUUGAGUUCGGCCUGUACCGUGAACAGCUUCUCGUCAGAGAACACUGUAACCAAGUGUCCUUCAGUGCGCGUGCGCUAACGGAGCUUUAUUGAUAUUUCAAGCCGUUUCUUGGUUGUAGCUUUCGAGAAAAUGGCUGCUUUUCUUACAUGAUAACAGGUGAGCUUCAGCUUGUCUUUGAGGAUCCUUUCCAUCGAACUUCGACUAAUUUUCAUAUCUUUCGCCAUCUUUCUGAUGCUCCGGACUGAAUUUCUUCUGGUUCUCUCUUUCACAGCUUUGAUCCGAUCUGGAGUGACGACUGUUGCUUUUCUUCUUCUCCCACAUCUACCCAAGAACGUGCCGAGCUUUUUGAAACGAGAAAUCGAGUCAUAGACGGUUCUACUUGGGACUCCGAGCCGUUUAAUGAUGUCAACCGGACUUGCUUUGAAAAGGUGCAGAAUCGAAGAGCGAUGUGGAUUUAGUGGUGCCAUUUACCGAAAACAGAACCGAUUGAUCUGAAUUUUGGCAGAAUGGUAAAAAACAUACAGUUAAUCAAAAUUUUAAGUAAUACGCGGCCAGAAUUGCGUCGAUCGCCUUUCUAUAUCGCGUCAAACUUUUGUGCGGGUAAUUUUGAGCCACCCUGUAAAAGAAGUUUCGCAAUGUGUUUUGUAUAGUUUUCCAUUUUCAAAGAUAUGAUGGCAAAAAGAUUGAGGAUAAGGCAUUAGUGCUAUUCGUUGAGGCUCUCUCUUGAUUGGUCGGACUUGAUGGCUGAGAAAGAUUAUGAGAAGUACCUGCAGUACUCUCGCUCAAAACUCAUGUGUCACCUGUUCGUCUACGCUUUGCAUCGCAGGUUUGAUUUUCUAAACAAGAAAAAAAACACAAAAAAAGAUUAUAAGAUCUUGUAAACUUUGCUAUAUUAAAUUCAAUGAUGAGAUUUUCUAAAACAAAAUUUUUCAGAAUGAACAUUUCUGGGAAGUCUCUCACAGUGAACAUCGUGGAAUUGGGAAAAGAACAGGAGCCGAACAACAAUGGAAAAUUGUAAGCAAACAUUUUCAAAAAAAAAACAUCGGAGGUGCUGUCCAGUCAAAUUGUGCUUUCCAGAAGGACGACAUCCGCACUUUCGAGUUCUAUGUCAUUGUUGUCGAUCUGCAGACAGGCGGUCAACCUGGCACAGCUUCUUGAGAGUCCGCUGCUCACCAAAGUCUCCGGCAAGUACCUCGACCCCAAUGGAAAACAAAUGAGGUGAAAGUCGACAUAAAAGCAAAAAUAACGCAGGCGUCGUUGCAGAGGAGGAUCCGAUGCCAUGGACGAACGUCUUCAGGAGCGCCUUUGGCUAUUUUCUCACGAAAUUUGCCAAAAAUAUUUGAGAAAUAGAAAUGGCAUACCUUGAAUAUAAUUUGCCGCCCAUACUUCUUCAAAUUUUUAUUGAGAGCUGACAGCUUACUUUUACGCCGUCGAUUUGUACAGGAGCUGUGUUUUUAGUCUCGCUAGCCAUGCUCUCGUUGUCGAAACCGAAAUCUUUAUAGAACGUGUAUUUCCGCGUUGUACAUACUAAAUGAGUACGACCAAUAAACUCCAGUUUGAACUUGGCAACGGUUUUCUGGCACCCAGAAAAUGAUUCUUGAUAGAAAUAAGAAUUCAGGUUAACCAUUUGGCUCCAUUCAUUUUGGCGCGAAAACUUCUCGCGCUGCUCGAAAAGAAUAAGCCGGCCAGAAUAAUUUUUUUGUUUCAACAAUAUGUUACGAAUGGUUAGUAUUUUUAAAAAAAUAUACUGACUAGAGAACGUUUUACAUUUUACUGAAGUAAACUUCAGCAAAGUUUCAUCAAAAGUUCUAUCGGAAGAUAAAGAACGUUCCCUAGUGAUUUUUAUAUUUAAAAAAAGGUUAUAGGCACUCCCUAAACCUCGAUGACGUUGAAGCCAAAGAAGAUUACGAAAAAUAUGUGCAAUACUCGCGAACGAAACUGAUGAAUUUCAUGGGUAUUCGAUGAAAGAAGAAGUUUAAAUUCAUUCUUUGCGCUUCAGUUGGUCUCAAGUUGGCCCGAGAAGCUCCGCCAGGGAUCACAGUCAAUAAUUUGGAGCCAGGGGUUAUCGAAACCAAACUUCUUCGGUUAGAAUGCUUUUUUUCGAUUGGAAAAAAAAUCUCUAUCGUAAAGAAACGGCGGUUUCUCGGGCGCACCAGUGCGGGAAGGCUCAGUUGCUUCCAUCCAUUGUGUUAUGAGUCUAGACCUUGACAGUAUAAAUGGCGGAUACUUCGACCACAAAGGAAAAGUAGGUUCUGUAUCCCAAUAUCAGUUUCAAUUGAAACUUUUUAAGAAAGUCAAUAAGCUUUUCGCAGACGCAACUGACGUAAAACAACAAAACCGUGUGUGGGAAAUUAGCGAGGAACUUUGCAAAAAACAUGGGAUCGAAUUCUAG